This is a messenger RNA of Cutaneotrichosporon oleaginosum, 156 nucleotides long. Lineage: Eukaryota; Fungi; Basidiomycota; Tremellomycetes; Trichosporonales; Trichosporonaceae. The record is from RefSeq and is a predicted model, not a curated record.
CAGCCCUCGCAGAAGACGUUCAUCAUCAAGCAGAAGCUUGCCAAGAAGGCGCGCCAGAACCGCCCCAUCCCCCAGUGGUUCCGCCUCAAGACGGACACCAAGAUCCAGUACAACGCCAAGCGCCGCCACUGGCGCCGCACCAAGCUCAACCUCUAA